GUCAAUAUUGUUUCUUUUCAAUCACAUCGUAUUUAUGCGCCGGAAAAAUUUUUAUGAAUGCACCCAUUUGAAUUAAAUUCAAGAAAUGUAGAAAACAUCGUUAUUAUUUAUACAGACGAAAUUAAUCAACUUAUAACUAAAGAAGAAGACAGCCUAUAAUUGAUUUUAUACGAAAGUAAAAAGGCUGCUACAUCAAUUCUGACAAACGUUGUGCGGAAACUUGCUGGAACCAUGAAAGAAGUGCUCGCUGCGAAAAUAAUAAUAAAUCGAAAGGUGGCACAGAAAAUUUGGCUUUCUCUUUAAACACUGCGCCAUAUCGACGCAUCAGUUCUUCAACUAAUUGAUUGAUUUCGAUUACACACACAUACACACACAUAUAUAUAUACAUACAUAUAUAUAUAUAAUAUUGUAUAUAAAUCUUAUUACGGACUUUGAAAUCUGGUUUCUACGAGCUGUUAUUUCCUCACCAUGGCAGACGAAAAGGAUCGAAAUUUCCGCGUGUAUUUCUAUAAUAAAUUUGGCAUGUCCGCUGCAGUGGAAUCGAAGAAGUACAUCGAGUCUUUUCUCAAGGAAGAACGUGUCGACAUAGAGAAAUUAAAACUGUUCGUGUUGAAAUUUCCUUUACCCUCAGUCUAUAGACUCGAUGUUUGGAAAGUUCUACUCGGUGUGUGGCCAGCAGAGCGAUCCCUUCAUAAAUAUGCUCAAGAUGCUCGAAGACAAACCUACACAAAUCUCUUCGAUGCUUUGAGGGUAAUGGAAAGGGUAGAUGAUUCAACUCCAUUACCUGAAGUAUACCUGAAAAUGCAUUUGUUGAAUGAAAACCUUUUGCCUUUGGAAGACAAAAACCUGAUGAUUCCUUUGCAAAAUAGAACAUUCUGCUCCAUGUCCUCUGCUGUGAUUAAUUUAACUAAUGAUCCAAUUGAUCAAUUUUGGAUAACUGCACAGUUCUAUCGACAUGUCCAAAAAUGCACAGACCAAUUAGAAUUGCUGCCUGAUGCAGUCUUAUAUUACCUGAAACUUGAAGAGGCCAAUCCUAAGUUGUGUGAAUUAUUACAAGAACAGAGUAUUGCUAUUCCAUUAUCAGAAUGGUUCCAGUCUUGUUUUGCUGGAGUUUUACCGGAGUCUUCAUUUGAACGGAUAUGGGAUAAAGUGAUUGGUGGUCGAUGUAUGGUCCUUGUCUAUGUUGCUGUUUCUAUCUUCAUCAUAUUCCAACAGCCUUUAUUAAAUAUGAAAAAUUCUCAAGAAGCCUCAGAAUAUUUCAAAAAGAUCUCGGUCAACAGUGGUGAUGUGUUGGUAAACAAAGCAUUGAGUCUGUUUCAAAAAUACAGUACUUGAACUCAUCGAACUUGACAAACAAAAUGUUGUGCAAUUGACAGAAAAGCUCCUCGCCUACCUACUGCUGCAUUUUUGCUGAAAUUUCUAGAGAGAAAAUAAAUCUUGAAA
Messenger RNA from Octopus bimaculoides (California two-spot octopus), 1443 nucleotides. RefSeq names its product TBC1 domain family member 7. Gene Ontology annotation, molecular function: GTPase activator activity. NCBI's taxonomy places the organism in Eukaryota, Metazoa, Mollusca, Cephalopoda, Octopoda, Octopodidae. The record is from RefSeq and is a predicted model, not a curated record. Gene Ontology annotation, biological process: negative regulation of TOR signaling; activation of GTPase activity.